Messenger RNA from Megachile rotundata (alfalfa leafcutting bee), 4547 nucleotides. RefSeq names its product four and a half LIM domains protein limpet (gene Lmpt). The record is from RefSeq and is a predicted model, not a curated record. Gene Ontology annotation, cellular component: Z disc; nucleus. NCBI's taxonomy places the organism in Eukaryota, Metazoa, Arthropoda, Insecta, Hymenoptera, Megachilidae. Gene Ontology annotation, molecular function: zinc ion binding; transcription coregulator activity.
UUUCGUUGCGACGUUUUAGGGAGAUCCGCCACCGCGCCAACCGCGUGGAUUCUUGAAAAUGGCCUGAGGGCUACGGUGAACGAUCGGUGAGAAACGCGUGCAAAUUUUGGUGGUCUGACUUUCAACUCAGCUUUUUAGUUAAGGUAGAAUUUUGAAUUCUGUGAGUCGGUGCUUCUGAUACGAUUUGGUACAUUUUGUCUAAGUUUGAGGCACCUUAUCUUAUGUGAUUCUUAGGCACAAUAAUUUGUAUUCAAACUUCGUUCAGACGGAGAGAAACUGCUAUUGUGAUUCACAGUUUUAGUGAUUCGAAAAUUUUCUAAAUUCGAAUCCUUACUUAAACACUCUUUGGCCAUAUGCAACGCGUUCCAUAUGGAUUUCAUACUCUGUUAUUUAGGAAACCUUUGGCAAAGGUGCCAAUUUCUAAAUCCUACUUUCACAUCUAUCGCAAUGUGUAGGAAGACGAACAUUUACAGAUUUCGCUGAUUAACGAAAUUAUGAGGAAAGUGCAUUCUAGAGCUACAGAUGUUUCAAGGCUAAAAAUGGGGGUAUGCUGCAUCUCAUGGAUCUCAGAAUAUUGAUGAAGUCUAAAAUAUCCUGGGUUUCUGAACCUUAGCAUGUUAUAGAUUCAUGAAUUUUAGAGUAUCAUAGAUUCAUGGAAUUUUAGAUACGAGGUUCUUAGAUUGCAGACUAUCUUGGAUGUUAGAAUAUUCAUUUCUGAAUUUCUGCAUCUUUGAAUCUUAGAUUGAGGACUGUCUAGGAUCUUGGAAUAUUUAUUCUUAGUAUGUCUUUGAAUCCUAGAUUGCAGACUAUGGAAUAUCAUCCAUUCCUGAAUUUGUACGUCUCUGAGUCCUAAACUUCAGACUAUCCAGAACCUUACACUAUCAAAGAGUUCUAAAUCCUUAGAGUAUAGAAUUCUAGAUUUCAAACUCUCUUGAAUCUCAGUUAAUCCUAAAUUCCUGAAUCAUAUGUUUUACAUCCCUGAAACCUUAAACCCCAGAACCCAGACAGACUAUCUUGGAUCUUAGAUUAUCCUACAUUCCUCAAGUUUAAAAUGUCCCAUAUUCCUGAAUUCUUAGAUCCUAGAAUCCAAGACUAAUCCGGGAAUAUUUAAGACUACCUUGGAUCUCAAAGUAUCCUAGAUUUGAAUCUGAAAAUAUUCUGCAUCCUCAAACCUUAGAAUCCAAAAGGAUUGAUCCUAGAAUCCAAAGCUUCAGACCAUCUUGAUCUCAAAAUACCCCAAACCCACAAAUCUCUAAAUCCCACAAUUUCAACCUCCCUAUCCCAAACCUAUAUUCAUCCAUCUUUAACCCAUAAAUUUUAUUUAUCUUUACACAACUACAAAAGUUACCCGUUCACCAAAUUCAAAGCCACCAAUAUCCGCGACAUCGAGGUUGCGGGUGGCGGGUCACCCGAGGCUCUUCUCUCACAGGAGCAAAUUCAUAAAAUUCGUACGAUACAUUCUAUUUUACCAAUAUGCCCUCGUACAAUGAAUACUCAGCCAGCACAUACAACAGCACUCAACCAAGUUGAUUUUCAGUGGCGAGUACACGAAGGCGAUGAACAAGGACUGGCACAGCGGCCACUUCUGUUGCUGGCAGUGCGACGAGUCUUUGACCGGGCAACGUUACGUGCUCAGGGACGAGCAUCCUUACUGCAUCAAGUGCUACGAGAACGUGUUCGCGAAUGGCUGCGAGGAGUGCAACAAAAUCAUUGGUAUCGACUCGAAGGAUUUGUCGUACAAGGAUAAGCAUUGGCACGAGGCCUGCUUCCUCUGCAACAGGUGCAGAGUGUCCUUGGUGGACAAACAGUUCGGUAGCAAGGUGGACAAGAUCUACUGUGGCAACUGCUAUGACGCCCAAUUCGCCAGCCGUUGCGAUGGGUGCGGCGAGAUCUUCCGUGCCGGUACCAAGAAGAUGGAGUACAAGACCAGACAGUGGCACGAGAAAUGCUUCUGCUGCGUUGUGUGCAAGAACCCGAUCGGAACGAAGAGCUUCAUCCCGCGCGAGCAGGAAAUCUACUGUGCCGGAUGCUACGAGGACAAGUUUGCCACCCGAUGCGUCAAGUGUAACAAGAUUAUUACUAGCGGCGGUGUGACGUACAAGAACGAGCCGUGGCACAGAGAUUGCUUCACCUGCAGCAACUGCAAUCAAUCCCUGGCUGGCCAGCGAUUCACGUCUCGCGACGACAAGCCUUACUGUGCUGACUGUUUCGGAGAACUGUUCGCCAAGAGAUGCACUGCAUGCUCCAAACCAAUCACUGGUAUUGGCGGCACUCGCUUCAUCUCUUUCGAGGACAGACAUUGGCAUAACGACUGCUUCAUCUGCGCGGGUUGCAAGACCUCGUUGGUCGGCCACGGUUUCAUCACCGAUGGCGAGGACAUCAUCUGCCCCGAUUGCGCGAAGAUGAAGCUGAUGUAAGAAGCUGAACGAAGAGCAAAGAUCGAUCGAGCGAGGAGGAACGAGCGAGGAGAAAGAGGAAGAAUAUAGAAUACCCUCUUUGCUAGGAUCGCUCUUGGUUUUCGAGAGCAAUCAGAGGACUCCGCUUCGAGAAACCAUAGAAACGAACGAAAUUGUAUCUAUAUUAUCGAGAUAGAAAUUACCGUGUUUCUCUUUUAUUAUAUUCUCGAGAUAUAUACAGUUUGUUAAAGAACGCGCACCCGAAGCUUAUUUAGCAUUGUAUAAUUUCAACACAUGAAAAUAAUAAAUAAAUAUUGAUCACGUUAUAGGUGUGUAAUGUUAAGAGCGAGAGAUACCUGGUUUGACGCGUUCGAAUCUGCCGUAUGUUUCCGGCGAUAAAUUUAUAUUCUAAGAACGCUGAGAGAGAAAAUUACGAAUAAAUUAUUUAUGUAUAAAUAAUCGUACGGCAGACUCUGACGGGUUAAACGCAUCUGUACGAAGCAGAUUUUUAAUAUCGUUCCCGUUCGUUCCGAUGAGAAUCAUUAGAUUUUUAAGCGAACAGGAAAUGAAAUUAUACGUUGUUAAAUAACUUCCAACUGUGUACAGCUUGGAAACACGAUAAUUUUUCUCGGAAAAUGCUGCUCGACGAUCUCUUCGCAGACUAAUUUUCUCGGAGCAGAGAACGCGAGCAGACGCGGGGUAGCUUCGUAGUGUUUAAUGGACGUAGUCAUUUUUUUCGUUUCGACUUCGCAGCAAUUGCGAAACGCAGACGAAACGAAAAGAGCACGCCUUCAUCGAGAAUCAAAUCGCCUUAAUUUGUAAUUAACCGUCGUCGAGCUGUUACACCGUGUUAAAUUAGAAACGAAGCUGUCGUUACUGUUUUAUUUUUUCUUUCGCUUUGUACAAUGGUAGAGAAACGCGCGACGAUGGAAUUCACGCGAGCAAAUAAACGGAUAAAGAUGGAUCCUAUAUAUAUUCUUAUGGAACUAAAUUUGAUAUACGUACGAUAAUGUUAUUUUUAUUUAACUUAAACUCACACACACACGCGCGCGAGCGAAUAGUCAUACUUACACGAAACACGUGCCACUGCACGCUUCUUUCUCUCUCUAUCCUUUCCCUAUAUAAUUAGAAAUUAACCCCUUGCUUUGUAAUCUAUUUAAAUUUGCUAUUUAUUUAAAUAUUCAAGUGUCUUGUUUGAAAUUGUCGAUAUUUAAGGGCGUUUCGAGUACGACUGCGAACGCGUUCUUUUACGCGGGGAAUUUGAAAUAUUGUAUAGGUAGUAAUAGGCUGUUGCGGAAAAUUAUAGUGAAGUCUUGCUACACAGCUCUGAAGAGCGUUGAAAUAAUUUUUGAACUACUUCCGAAGUUCUCGAAUUUGCAAGACAGCACUUGUUACACUUUGUUUCGCUUUUCCCUCGUUUUACGUUAGAGUAGAUACACGGUAAAGUUCGAGUCGUAUAAGGCAGGGGGUUGAAACGAGGGGUUCGAGUGCACCUGUCGUUUACGCUCUGCAUUUUAAGAUCAAUUGUGACACAUUGUGUUUCAAUAGCAAUAAUUUGGAAUAUCUUUGAACCGUGCACACGAGCCCAGAACGUCACGCGACGUUGAAAGUCGUUUUUCUAUCAACCGUUCCUUGGUUUUUCUACGUCGACCACCACCUUGAAACGAGAAGAAAAACACGAACACAUACAUAUACACACACACAUAUGCCAGAGUGUGCAAACACGCACACGCGGACGAAACACUAAUUGUGGCCUUAUCCGCACGAGUACGUAGGAGUAAAAAGCAAACGCGAACUUACAAAAAUAAUUAUCGUUACUAUGGUACACGACAGGGAUUUAUUAGCCGUCUGUAAAAGGAGACGAGCGCGCGAAGUGGAUAAGAACGAGCGAGGAUGUACCUCUUUAUAGGGAUAAAACGAAUUUAAGAGAAAAAAUAUAUCCGCGAAGAACGAAUGUGAAAAUCAUCGUGACACGACCAAUAAUUACACGUGCUAUAUAUACAUAUAUAUAUAAUAUAUGUUCUUACCGAUCACUCACAUACUAAUCGCCUUAAUUAGUAAACGAUAAAAGAGCAGAGAUUAUUCUAUAUUCAGCGUAUCGUAUACACUGUUAUAUUGUAAAAUUGAUAAAUAAAUAAAUGUAAUUAUUUA